AUGUCGAACUUUUAUGAUCAAUUAAGCCCAUUUUAUCAUGUAAUCUUUGAAGAUUGGAAUAAAUCCAUUGAACGACAAGGUUCACAAUUGAAUAGUAUUAUUCAAUCAAACUGGUCGCAACAUCGAAAAGUCUUGGAUGUAUCCUGUGGAAUAGGUACACAAGCUAUUGGUUUAUCAAAAAAUGGAUAUCAUGUUACUGCUUCUGAUCUGUCAGUAAAUGAAAUUGAAAGAGCAAAACAUGAAACUCAACAACAUGGUCAAACAAAUAUAUCAUUUUCUGUUUGUGAUAUGAGAACAGCUUUUAUACAUCAUGGUGGUAAUUUUGAUAUAGUUAUUUCAUGUGAUAAUUCAAUUCCUCAUCUUCUUACCGAUGAUGAUAUUUUAGUUGCACUUAAACAAAUGUAUUCUUGUUUACGAUCAGGUGGUGGAUGUUUAAUUACGAUUCGAGAUUAUGAUCAAGAACAACGCGGUGGAAAAAAUAUUGUUAAACCUUAUGGUAAAGCAAAAAUAGAAAAUAAUAAACGAUAUAUUGCUUUACAAGUAUGGGAUUUUGAUGAAACAGAUACUCAAUAUUAUGAUUUUACUUUAUAUGUUAUUGAAGAAGAUCUUCAUUCAAAAGAAACUAUUACACAUACAAUGCGUUCACGUUAUUAUGCUAUUAGUUCAGAAAAAUUAAUUAAAUUAAUGUAUGAAGCUGGAUUUGAAAAUGUUACUCGAUUGAAUGAAGGUUUUUAUCAACCAGUCUUUAUCGGUACUCGACCAUUUGUUUAA
Adineta steineri is the source of this 771-nucleotide messenger RNA. NCBI's taxonomy places the organism in Eukaryota, Metazoa, Rotifera, Eurotatoria, Adinetida, Adinetidae. The record is from the annotation of a GenBank genome assembly.